Molecule: messenger RNA, 1320 nt
Organism: Saprolegnia parasitica CBS 223.65
Lineage: Eukaryota; Oomycota; Saprolegniomycetes; Saprolegniales; Saprolegniaceae
Exons: 7
Coding region: 37-1320 (427 amino acids)
Molecular function (GO): oxidoreductase activity
Source: RefSeq, a predicted model, not a curated record
CCGUGGCAAGAAAGUGUAAAGAUUCCGUCGGAACGGAUGGCGAUCGUCGACGUGGUCGUGGUCGGUGGCGGCGUCGUGGGCACCGCCAUCUUCCGCGAGCUUUGCCUUGGCGGGUACGACGUCGUUUUGCUCGAGAAGAAUGCGUUCUUGGCGCAAGGCGCGAGCAGCGGCAACUCGGGCAUCGCGUGCACGGGCUACGACGCGCCGGUCGGUUCGAUCGAGCAAGCGUGCAUUCGGCGAGGCAUCCAGCGCAAUGCGACGGUCCACGCAGAGCUCGGUCUGCCGUCCAACCCCUGUGGCAGCCUCGUGGUGGCAUGGACGCCCGACGAGCUCGCCAAGCUGCCGGCCAUCGUCGCCCUCAACCACGACCUCGGUGACGCCGACGUGACGAUCCUCGACGCCGACGCCUUGUACGCGAUCGAGCCCGACUUGGCCGCCGGCGCACUGGGCGCCGUCUUGGUCCCGGGCGAGGUUGUCGUCGAGCCAUGGCUCAUCCCGAUCGCGUACGCUUUGCACGGUCUCGUCAACGGCGGCCAGAUCCGCACGGGCCACUGCGUUGCGUCGGGCGCCUUCUCGCCGUCGACCCUCACGUGGACGCUUCGUUGCACCAACGGCGUGACAGUCGACGCGCGCUGCGUCAUCAACUGCGCCGGCAACUAUGGCGACGUCGUCGAGGCCAUCCACACGCCCCACGCCUUGCCCUUUUCCAUUCGUCCACGGAAAGGCCAGUUUGUGGUGUUUGGCGGCCCGAGACCCCCGAAACUCCAGCACGUGCUCCAGCCCGUCCCGACGCACCGCACCAAAGGUGUCUUUGUCUUCCAAACAGUCUACAACCAAAUCGUGGUGGGACCGACGGCCGAGGAGCAAGAGGGCCGCGAGCACCCAACGACGGACCCGGUCGUGCUCGGUCGUCUCGCCGCCUUUGGGAAGCGCGUGUUGCCGGGCUUGGCAGCGACACCAAUCGUCGGGUCGUACGCCGGGCUGCGACCGGCGACGCAGCACCGCGACUACCAGCUGUCGCUGCACGUGACGAAGCGCUGGAUCACGGUCGCGGGCGUUCGAUCCACGGGCGUCACGGCGUCGUUAGGUAUCGCCGAGCGCGUUGCCUGCGACUUUGUACCGCAGCUGCCUGGCUUGGCACCGCGCCCGCUGUCGGCGCCAGUAGGCUUUCGCCUUCCGCCGAUCGCAGUCCUCGCCGCGGCCAUGCACCCGAGUGACUAUACGCUCGAGCUACACGGAAUGACGUGGCGAGUCGACCAUGCGAUCACCCGCUUUGGCUGGCAAGCGCUGAGAACCGACAAGGCCGCGGCUCGCCUCUAA